Messenger RNA from Vicia faba (fava bean), 1479 nucleotides. NCBI's taxonomy places the organism in Eukaryota, Viridiplantae, Streptophyta, Magnoliopsida, Fabales, Fabaceae. The record is from the annotation of a GenBank genome assembly.
AUGGAUGAGAUAGGAAGCAUACUCCACUUUCUUCAAAACAAGACCAUUUUAGUUAUUGGUGCCACUGGUUUUCUUGCAAAAAUAUUUUUGGAGAAGGUAUUGAGAGUUCAACCAAAUGUUAAAAAGCUUUUUCUUCUUUUAAGAGCUUCUGAUGACAAAUCUGCAGCUUCUCGUUUGCAGAAUGAGAUAUUAGCGAAGGACUUGUUUAAUUCACUAAAAGAAAAAUUGGGUACAAAUUUCAAGUCCUUUAUUUCUGAAAAGUUGACUAUGGUGGCUGGAGAUAUCGCUUGUGAAGACUUGGGUUUGAAGGAUUCCAUUUUAAGAAGAGAUAUUUUGUCUCAAACAGAUGUUAUUAUUAAUCUGGCUGCAACUACUAAGUUUAAUGAAAGGUAUGAUAUAGCAUUGGAUCUAAAUACAUUUGGAGUUAAGCAUGUAAUUAGCUUUGCCAAAGAAUGUAUAAAACUUAAAGUGCUUGUUCAUGUAUCAACAGCUUAUGUAUGUGGUGAAGGAAAUGGGUUGAUUCUAGAAAGUCCCUAUGUUUUUGGUGAUUCACUAAAUGGUGUUGCUGGAUUAGAUGUUAAUGCAGAAAAGAAAUUAAUAACAGAAAAGUUAGGUGAGUUAGAAGAAAAAGGAGCCACUGAACGUGAAAUUAAAGUGGCCAUGAGAGACUUAGGUAUUACAAGGGCAAAAGUGUAUGGCUGGCCAAACACAUAUGUAUUCACCAAAGCAAUUGGGGAGAUGUUUGUCGAAAAAUCGAAAGGAAAUUUAUCUGUUGUCAUUUUACGACCAGCCAUUGUGACAAGUACACUGAAAGAACCUUUCCCUGGUUGGGUCGAGGGUGUCAGAACCAUAGACAGUUUAGGUGUUGCUUAUGGAAAAGGAAAACUAACAUGUUUCCUUGGAGGUCUCGAAUGUGUUGUCGACGCAAUACCAGCAGACAUGGUGGUGAAUGCAAUGCUAGUAGCUAUGGUGGCUCAUGCAAAUCAACCUAGUGAUGAUAUCAUUUACCACGUAGGUUCCUCCGUUAGGAAUCCAAUGAGAUACCUUAAUCUAAAGGAUUAUGGAUUCAGAUAUUUCACAGCCAAUCCAUGGAUAAACAAAGACGGAACACCUGUUAAGGUUGGAAAAAUAACUGUAUUAACCGACAUGGAUAGUUUCCAACGAUACGUCUUCAUUCGCUACCUUCUCCCAUUACAGGGACUGAAACUGGUGAAUACAGCAUUUUGCCAGUAUUUUCAAGGAACUUAUGUUGAGCUUAACAGGAAGAUUCAAGGAGUGAUGCAGUUGGUGGAGCUUUAUAGACCUUACUUAUUCUUCAAGGGCAUAUUUGAUGAUAUAAACACAGAAAAGUUGCGGUUGGCAGCAAGAGAAAGUGGGACAGAGACAGAUUUAUUUUACUUCGACCCCAAAGAUAUUGAUUGGGAAGAUUACUUUAUGAACACACAUCUCCCUGGUAUUGUCAAGUACAUUUUCAAGUGA